Molecule: messenger RNA, 360 nt
Organism: Fusarium mangiferae
Lineage: Eukaryota; Fungi; Ascomycota; Sordariomycetes; Hypocreales; Nectriaceae
Exons: 2
Coding region: 1-360 (119 amino acids)
Source: RefSeq, a predicted model, not a curated record
AUGUCGUCCUCUACCCCCAAAGGCCCCUACAAGCUCGUUACAGUGAACAAUGCGCCCGAGCGUGCCAAGAGACUUAUCGGCCGGGUAGUCAACGACCUCAAAGAUCAGUACACGAUUGACUAUGUAACCAACUGCAUCAGUAAAGAUGAAGUUGAGCCAAAAGUCAAGGAAUUUCAGCCAGACAUCCUAUUUUGCGCCUCAAUGUGGACUAUCGAAGAGAGCACGGAAAUGCGAGAAAUUGCCAAGUCCAUCAUCCCUGAUAUUAAGACACACGCCAUCCCGCAUGGCCUUCAGGUUAACGACGGGCCAGAUGCGAUAGUUGAGCAUCUCAAACAGCAAAUUCCCUUGCUUUUAGGAUGA